Messenger RNA from Penicillium salamii, 963 nucleotides. The record is from the annotation of a GenBank genome assembly. Lineage: Eukaryota; Fungi; Ascomycota; Eurotiomycetes; Eurotiales; Aspergillaceae.
AUGGCAACAACUCACCCCAAAUUAGCCGGCCUGGACCUUAUCCAAACCACCUACAAAAAAGUCAACGACCACGAGAUCAGAACAGAUAUUCUGAUUCCCCAAAAGCCCCACACAGGGAAAAGACCCGUCCUCAUCCGCUUCCAUGGCGGCGGUCUGGUCACCGGCGACUCCCUCCUAAUGGACUGGUGGUCUCACUGGGUCACCGACCUAGCCAUUGAAAGCAAUGCGAUAAUCAUCAGUCCAAAUUACCGACUCCUACCAAGCGUGACAAGCGCCCAGAUCUACGAAGACAUCAAUGAUUUCUGGACAUGGGUCCACUCAUCCAAAUUCACAGAUCUGCUCACUGCACACUCGACCCCCACAGAGGCUGAUCUCGAUCGCAUCUUGAUGGCUGGUGAAUCAGCAGGUGGACUAUUGAGUAUUUCCCUUGCGCUUGCGCAUACGCGCAAGAUUCGCGCUUGUACCGCUGCGUAUCCGUGUGUGGACCUCUCUGUUGAGGCAUACUCGAAGCCGCGGGAUGCGUUGCCCUAUGGCGUUGAUACUCCCGAGAGUGUCUUUGAUGAUGCUCUUGCUUCGUUUGUGGAUGUGGAGAGCUCUGCUGAGAGUGAGCGGAGGUUGGGAUUCAUGCUUGCUGGUGUUCAGUAUGGGAGAUUUAAGGAGCUCUAUGAUGCUGGGGUUGAUGGGGAGGUUGAAGUGAGGUAUCCGCCUGUGAAGCUUGAGAAGAACAAGGAGGUUCCCGCUGGUGGAAUUACUAUCAUCCAUGGGAAGCAAGAUAGUGUUGUUCCGGUUGAGGAGAGUGAGAAAUUUGUUGUACGGGCUCGAGAGGUGUUGAAGGGGAAGCCCGGUGGCGAUAGAAUUUCUCUGACGGUAAAGGAUGGUGAGCAUGGGUUUGAUGCUGAUCUGAGAUAUGAGGGCUGGUUGAAGGAUAGCCUUCAGGGUGCUGUUACUGCUUGGUUGGAAUGA